This is a messenger RNA of Acanthochromis polyacanthus (spiny chromis), 1904 nucleotides long. Its product is annotated as solute carrier family 22 member 13-like. Lineage: Eukaryota; Metazoa; Chordata; Actinopteri; Pomacentridae. Bases 29 to 1633 code for a protein of 534 amino acids. The transcript is spliced from 10 exons. Gene Ontology annotation, biological process: transmembrane transport. Gene Ontology annotation, molecular function: transmembrane transporter activity. Gene Ontology annotation, cellular component: membrane. The record is from RefSeq and is a predicted model, not a curated record.
GUCACUGUGAACUGAGCCACACAUCACUAUGAGGAACUUCGGACAGAUCCUGAAGGAAAUUGGGGAGUUUGGUUUGUUUCAGAAGCGUUUACUUUUUGCAUUAUGCGCCCUCAAUGUUUUUCCGUCUCUUGAUGUGAUUGGUCAGGUGUAUACUGGCCGGAGCUUCCCACAUCACUGCAACACUGACUGGAUCUUGGAGCGUGGACCCAACCUGACAGAGGAGAGACAAAAGAAUCUCACCAUCCCAGUGAACGAGGAUGGAAGCUUUGAAAGCUGUAAAAUGUUCACACCUGUGGACUGGGAUUUGGAAGACAUUGAAAAGUAUGGGAUUAACACCACAACAAAAUGCACAGAUGGAUGGGACUAUGAGACCGGACCAGGUGAUUCCACUGUUCUGACAGAGUUUGAUGCGGUUUGUGACAAGAAUGGUUUGAUUGCGGUAUCACAGUCCAUGUCCAUGGCAGGAAUUCUUGUUGGAGCUUUGGUGUAUGGGACGAUUUCUGACAGGUUUGGCCGACGAUUUGCCAUCCUCCUUGCAAUUUCCCUCCUGUUGGUGUUUGGUGUGGCCACUGCUUUCUCACCAAACAUCUAUGUUUACAUGGUUUUCAAGUUUUUUUGUGGGACUUCAAGUGUUGCUAUGACAAUGAACUUAUCAGUGCUGGCUGUGGAAUGGACCGAUCCUUCAAAGUCUGCUCUUUGUACAAUGGUCAUCUUAUGUUUCUCCAGUACUGGACGGAUGUUAUUGUCUGGCAUUGCCUAUUUGAUCCACAACUGGCGAAUCCUACAGCUGGUACUCUUCAGCCCUCUUGUCAUUCUCCUUGGAGCCCAUUACUGGUUUCUCCCAGAAUCAGCUCGGUGGCUCUUGACACAUGGCAGAAAGGAGAAAGCACAAAAGGAGCUUCAGCGAGCAGCCAGGAUCAAUGGGAGGAAACUACCAGAAGACCUGCUAGACCAGGUAAAAUUGGAGCGUACAUCUGAAAGAAGAAACAUGUUUGACAUCUUCAAAAUACAGUAUCUGAGAAAAUAUACUCUAAUAAUGGGCUUCAUUUGGUUUGCAGUAAGUCUUCUGUUUUAUGGACUGAGUCUGAAUGUUGGCAGGUUUGGCUUGAAUAUCUACCUCACACAGUUCAUAUUUGCUGUUGUUGAAAUUCCUGCAAAUAUUGGCAGUUUGUUUCUAAUUCAACACUUUGGAAGGAGAAUAUGUGAAGCGUGUUUUCUGUUCUUUGGGGGUACUGCUUGCCUUGUGAUCCUCGCUGUCCCAAAAGAUCUUCCUGUGGUAGUAACAGUCAUCGCUGUGGUGGGGAAAUUUGCUGUCACUGCUUCUUUCAGCACAGCCUACGUUUAUGCAGCAGAAUUAUACCCGACUGUUUUAAGACAGAAUGGUGUCGGUCUGAACUCCAUGUGCGCUCGUGUUGCCGGCAUCCUCGCUCCACUGAUCUGGCUGCUGGAGGUUUAUCAUUACACCAUUCCCAUGCUGAUAUACGGCAUCAUUCCCAUUGCUGCUGGUGGUUUGUGUUUGCUGUUGCCUGAAACCCUCAAUAAUGAACUUCAGGACCACACUGAGCUAAAAAAACCAGAGAAUAAACCAAUGGGGGAAAGUACCUGUGCUGAAAGCCUAAUGAAGCACCAAUGACUGUAUUUGAACAGUAACCGAAACCAUAUUCAGACAAUUCAAGUGUAAAAAGCUUUCAUCCACACACCUUUUCGUGUCCGAAAUAAAUUCAAGUGUUACUUUCCUAACCCUCACAAAUGCACUCUCAAAACUCAAGACAGAGCAGGGAAGUUUCAUAGGUGCUUUUUCAGAACAGUUUGGUGAUAAUGCAGGAAAACAGGUCCAAGAGGGCAUGUCUGACUGCAUGUAUUUAUUGCUGGCUUCUCUGUGCAUAAAUGUAUUUUCUGUUGAA